AAGGAUCGUGGGAGUCAGGUUACAUCAGACACUCCAUGAAUGUUUCUUUGAUAGAAUGCGGAAAAAAAUUAUCUCGACCAAUUUGGGCUUGUGAAAGGAUAAUGGAUCUUUCUCUUACUUGUGUUUUUCGAAUGGUUCUAGUCACACUUUUAUUCUGUUCCGGAAUUCAGAAGUCAGAGUCCGCAUUCAGAAUCAGCCAGAAACCUUCCAAUCCUACUACUGUGGUGCUUGGAGUAAACAGCAGCCGAGCCACACUUGUGUGGCGGUAUUCUGAUGCACCAAGUCAGUAUUUCGUUCAGUUUUGGAGACAGAAAACUGGUGAAAAAAUUAAACAAAUAUCAUCAAGCAAGGAUGGGAAUGCGUUCGACCCGAGCAACACAAAUGAAUUCGAUGCCUCGCUGGAUGCAACACUAACACUGAAGAACGUGGAGAGAAAUGAGGAAUACACCUACUCUAUCUAUUUGCUCGAUUCUAGUGCCAGAGAGGUAGAGACACACGCAGUUUCUAUUAAUGUGGUCGUUCCUCCAGAAAUUACUGACCCACCAGAGCUAAAGCCUUUACUUGCCAUCAGAGAAAACCAUACUUUGAUCUGUAAUGCAUCUGGUGACCCUCUUCCCAAUAUUUCUUGGACAAAAGAUGGCAUUCCUGUGGAUAGGUUUUAUGUGACAGGUUACCAGCUUGAUUUGUUUGACGUGAGGUUGGAGGAUGUAGGAUCAUAUAGAUGUACAGCUAGUAAUGGAUUUGGAGAUAAUGCUACUAGUGUCAGUAUUGUUGGCAUAAGAUGUAAUGAUUGUUUAAAUAGGAGCAUUGGAAUAACAUUACUGAGUGAAGUUUGGACUUCAGCCUUAAAUAACAGAGAGUCAAUUGAGUUCAAAAUAUUGGAGUCAAAGUUUUUAUCAGAAAUUUCUUCUGUCUACACAAAAAAUCCUGGAAAACAACUGUACACAGUGGGUCUUGUUGAUUUAAGGUAUAGCUCCGGUAGUGUUGUUGCUGAAGUAGAGCUCAAGUUUGAAAAAUCUGCUCUUGAUCCUUUGAAACCACUCGAAGAUGAAAUCAAAGAUGGAAGGCUUGGGUCAUUCACAGUGAGCCGUGAACUUGAUUUGAAUCCAACUUCGGUUCCCUUUACAAACUUUACAGCCACAGCUGGCCCCUUCACAAACGUUACGUCUACAGCUGUUCCCUUAACUAGCAUUGUGGCAUCAGGUGCAGGUCAAAGUGACGAUCGUAAAAAGCAAAUUAUGCAUCACGCCAUUUACUCGACAACAAUAUUUCUACUUUUGGUGAUUAUUAUUGUGUUAGUGUUUGUCAUUUGGAGAGGGAAGAACAGGCAAGGCUCAUUAAAGCAAAAAAGGUUGGUAGAAAUUUAGUUUCUACUCAUUGUA
Pocillopora verrucosa is the source of this 1382-nucleotide messenger RNA. Lineage: Eukaryota; Metazoa; Cnidaria; Anthozoa; Scleractinia; Pocilloporidae. The record is from RefSeq and is a predicted model, not a curated record.